GCCCCAGCCCCGAGCGCGCCAUGGCCGCGGCGGUGGAGGCGGGGGGCUUCUUCCUGGGCACGCUGGGCUGGGGGCUGCUGGGGGUGACGCUGCCCAACAGCUACUGGCGGGUGUCCACGGUGGACGGCAACGUGAUCACCACCUCCACCCUCUUCGAGAACCUGUGGCAGAGCUGCGCCACCGACUCCACCGGCGUCUACAACUGCCGGGACUUCCCCUCCAUGCUGGCGCUGUCCGGCUACCUGCAGGCCUGCCGGGCCCUGAUGAUCACGGCCCUGCUGCUCGGCGUCCUGGCCAUCCUCUGCGGCGCGGUGGGGAUGAAGUGCACCAAGGUGGCGGACGGGAACCCCGCGGCCAAGGGCAAGAUGGCGGCCGCCGGGGGCUGCAUGUUCAUCCUGGCGGGGCUGUGCGGGAUGGUGGCGCUCUCCUGGUACGCCUUCAACAUCACCCGGGACUUCUUCGACCCCCUCUUCCCCGGCACCAAGUACGAGAUCGGCCCGGCGCUGUACCUGGGCUGGAGCGGAUCCCUGCUGGCCAUCGUUGGGGGUGGCUGCCUCUUGGGCUCCUGCUGCGCCCACCCCUCGUGGGAGAAGAGCUUCAGCUACCCCUACAGUGCACCCAAGGCCGGCCCCAAGCGCCCCCGGAGAGGCUCCGACGCCAGCAGCGUCGGCCAAUACGGCAAGAACGCCUACGUCUAGGCGUGGGGAUGGGGAGAGGGGGACCCGCUGCAAGUCUCCCCCCCAUCCCCACUCCCACCCUGCACCGGAC
Terrapene triunguis (Three-toed box turtle) is the source of this 768-nucleotide messenger RNA. It is a transcript of the gene CLDN15, whose product is annotated as claudin 15. Gene Ontology annotation, biological process: cell adhesion; bicellular tight junction assembly. Gene Ontology annotation, molecular function: structural molecule activity. The transcript is spliced from 5 exons. Gene Ontology annotation, cellular component: bicellular tight junction; plasma membrane. The coding region runs from base 21 to 698 and encodes 225 amino acids. The record is from RefSeq and is a predicted model, not a curated record. Lineage: Eukaryota; Metazoa; Chordata; Testudines; Emydidae.